CUACUUUCAAGACGUUUAAUACGACAAUUGCUUUCAGUGUCGCUUCGUUAUUUACUCGUGUUUAUUUUAUUAUAUACUAUUUGUAUAUAUUUUUUCAUCAGUCGCUUGUCGAAUUAUGUUCAUUAUUACUUCAAUUCGUGUCAAUUUGUUGUAAUUCAUUACAGUUUGUUUGUUGUGUUUCGUGUCGAUUUAUAUAUUCAGCUUUCCUUCUCUGUUAUAUCAAUUAAAAAGUAUGUACGCGGGUGAUGAAUUCAGAAAAAUAUUCACAGAUGGUCUGUUUACUUCCGUCCACGGAUCGCAUAUUUCAGAAAGCCAGUUUUAUCCAAAUCUUUGUCACGUAUGCUUCUCUCACAACAGAGAGACGCCCUUAAAAAUUUGUGGCGGAUGCAGAAUGAUCUCCUACUGUGGCAAAGAUCAUCAAAAAAGACACUGGCCAAAACACAAAACUUUGUGCCUCCCAAUUUCAAAUUUAUUAAAAGCAACUGGCGAAUCAAAUAUCUUUGACGCAGUGUCUUCAGUUGAUUCAAAAUCCAAAUCAUUAGAUACGGAACAAUCGCUUGUCUAUCAACACAUCACUAAUGCCUGCAACGACCGGAAGAUUUAUCCGUACGAGUUUCAAAUGAUUCAUUUUAAUAGAAGUUGCGAAGUGUGUGAAGAAACCGAUACAACUCUUUUAAAAAGUUGCGAAAACUGUCCACAAGCGAAUUUUUGUGCAGAUCACGAGGGGCAUCCGAAUCACGUUCAAUAUUGUGACUUGUAUACUAUUUGCUGUUUCUUGGACGCUUUGGAAGUAUCCUUUGGUAAAUUGGGUCUGGAAGACAUGUGUACAAUAUGUGUGCCAAAAAUUUCACGCUUACCACGAUCCAUGGAGGAGUUUAUGAACAUUCCACCAGGUAUCAGCUGUCAGGAUCUAAGUUAUUGGCUCUCCAAAUCCCUUUCUCAAUAUGUAACAAAAGUUUUAACGUUGCUCUACGCCUUGGAGAAAAUUAAUUUUUCUGAAAAUCAAGAAUUGAUAGUAUACGUAAUUGAUAAAAAUACCGAAUUGAUGAGUUAUUACGAAUUAAUUUUAAAUUUUUUACCCCGAGUAGAAAAAAUAAGGAUCAUAUUUACAAGUUUAGUGGCAAGGCCUUCUGAAGAAUACACAUGUCAGAAGGUACCUUCACUUGCGGUUCAGAGAAUUAUUUUCGAGGUUCGUGAAUUCUGUUUCGACAAAGAUCACGCAGACAACAAUAUAUCUAUUCAACCAACCAUUGUUGUGGGAUAUGAUCUUUCUGUUGAGUUUUUGAAAGAAUGUUCAGGAUUGAUUUUAGCUCUGAAAAACUUUAAGUGUCCCUUUCUCUUGACAUCUUCUUGCGAAAAUGAAGCUCGCGACAUUCAUGAAAGGAUGAAGGGAAUAUUUGGCUCUGAAAACGAUUUCUACGUUGAACGGAAUCCUUUUUCGAGUCUAAGGCCAGUCAGAUGUGCCAACGGAUUUGAACGAAUAAGUCACCAGAAUGCCUAUAAUAUCAUUUUUUAUCAGAAUUCGUAUUCUGAAGAUGAUUCUGAUUCAACUCUUGAAAUGAAUUAUGAUUUGCAUCAGGAGUCUUCAUCUACAGCAUCUACCAUUGAUAAUGAUGAUUACGAUAAGUUGGUGAGCGAUCAUCGUGAAUUGUUGGAGGAGAAUAGGCACUACAAAGAGAAAUAUAUUCUGAUGAUGAAAAAGAAUGAAAGUUUGACGAGUACCUUUGAAGAAAUAAAAGAAGAGUGUCUUUCGGGUAUAGAAAAACUGACAAAGGCCAUUCAUAAACUUCAAGUUAAGGUUAAGCAGGAUUUGGAUGAUUGUUCUUGAUGAAGCGAAGAUAAAUUUUUGUUUGCCCUGAACACUGAUAAAAAAAUCAUAUUUAGGAAUGGAUGGAAGGUUUAUUAAAAUGGGUUUCAAAGUAUUUAAAUGUCAAAUCUCAGUAUUUUUUGAAACAAUUAAAAAAAUAUCUUGAACCUCGAAAGUCAAUCAUUUGGAAAUAAGCAACUU
Belonocnema kinseyi is the source of this 2008-nucleotide messenger RNA. RefSeq lists its product as uncharacterized. Lineage: Eukaryota; Metazoa; Arthropoda; Insecta; Hymenoptera; Cynipidae. The transcript is spliced from 2 exons. The coding region runs from base 233 to 1828 and encodes 531 amino acids. The record is from RefSeq and is a predicted model, not a curated record.